Messenger RNA from Moesziomyces antarcticus, 2946 nucleotides. RefSeq lists its product as uncharacterized. The transcript has a single exon. The coding region runs from base 1 to 2946 and encodes 981 amino acids. The record is from RefSeq and is a predicted model, not a curated record. Lineage: Eukaryota; Fungi; Basidiomycota; Ustilaginomycetes; Ustilaginales; Ustilaginaceae.
AUGUUGCAGCACAAGUUAUCGCUGGCGACAACACGGUCGUCCAACUCGUCUUCGUCGUACAAUGCCGCGAUGCUAGCGAAGAAGGAGCGACGUAUCCCCAUCUACGUGCGGAUUGUGCCCAAGGACAUCUGGCUUCGGAUGCACGUCAGUCCGAGCCAGACGGUGGGUUGGAUCAAGGAUGCGGCGCUGCGCAAGGUGAAUGCGCCCGAAGUGGAUCCUUCGCUCUCGUACCGCUUCUACCAGGAUGCACUCAACGCGGCGUCGCAAGCCAAGCUUGCGCCCGUCGCCAGCCACGACCGCGUAGUCAAGCACCGCACAUACGCCCUGCCCCGCACCUUUGUUGCUCCUCCACCCGAGCUGGGCGAUCCAAAUGCGGGUGUCGUGGCUGCCCUUGCAAAGGGGGCAAGGGCAAGAAGAACACCUCUUCCACCAGUUCAAUCGAGACGUGGGGACGACUCGACAAUAGCGACUUCGCCAUCGACGUCCGAGCUGGGAGGUGGCCGCACGGGGGCGUCGGAAACAUCGCAUUCGCAGACGAGCGAGGAGGAAUGGGCGAUCCGUCUCGACCCCUCGCUCAUCACGGGCGAUCGAGACGCCAAGCUCGAGGAACAACUCGCCAGUCUGCGUCUGGCGCAGUGGACCGCCAGUCGCACCGAGCGAUCCCCCCUGGACAGCCUUAACAGUACACCCACCAUCGCAUCCAGCAGUCAGUUCGGCACCGACCCGGGCAGUUCACCUUGGCUAGGAAGCCAGUGCACGGACGAGCGGUCGCAGGGGAGCAGUGGAGCGGCGGGACUGUACACGCAGGCGGGUGCGGCCGAGUCGUUCGACUCGCUCGCAUCGGUCGGGUCGGACGAGGAGACGGAGCUGGUGACGACCGCCGACGACGAGGCGUCGGUCAUGCAGUGGGGCACGCAGGCCGAGGCAUCGCCACUAUCGAGCCCGCGUGGACCGCAGCCGAGUUUGAGCGAGCAGUCGCCCACGCGGCCACGCAGUCGCACAGUGACAGCCGCCGACGUGUUGCGUUCGCGGGCCUCGGGCGAAUCGCCUCCGCCAAUGCCCGAAGCCGUCUCUUCGCCCACACGCAACUCGUCGCUGCCCAAGACGCUGCCGCGCCGCAUGGUGGCCGAGACGAGCCAGCGACGCGCCGUACACACGGAUCUGCUCGAACUGCUCAAGGGCUCUGCUGACGACGUCGAACCGCAGCCGCGCCGCACGCAGCCAGACAAAGGCAUGGUGCGACGCACCUCGAGCAGUGGCUCUGCGUCCAUGGCGGGGGAGAGCGGCACAUGGACCUCGCCCACGCCGUCUGCCACCGGCGAGAGCCGCUUCGUGGCCGGGCUGAGGUGGGACGAGAUCUCGCGCCCCGGCAAGGAGGUGUCUCAUCCGCUAUCGCACAAGCUCACGCUUCUCUCGUGUGCGAACGGAUGCGAGAUGGAAGAGUGGAAGACGGUCCAAUCGUACGCCAUCCGUCCAUACGAGCUGCUCGAGAUGCAGUGGGCCAUCCCUACCGAACGCGUCUACAUCCCGCCUCUGCAUCCGCAUGAUCUUGUCCGCCCCCCACGCAGCACGGGCAAGGAGCCGCACAAACCCUGGCGCACCGCCACCGAUGCCGGUCCGGACGUGGACGCGGCGUGUCUCGACCCGUACUUCGAGGGGUGGGUGUACGUGCUCAAGGGCGGCGGAGUGGCGGGCAAGGAGAAAGCGCGCGCCAAGGUGGGCAAGUGGAAGCUGCACUGGCUCACCAUCAAGGGUUGGCGGCUGGAUCUGUACCGAAAGAAACCUCGCGCAGGUGAAGCGAUGCUUCCCGUAGCGGACCAAGCGUGGCCGUUGCGUUCGGUCGAGUGGGUUCUGGAAAGCGACACACCCAUCCCGCCGAACGCGGCACUGCCUGCACUCGACACCAUACCGCCCUCGAGUCUCUCGCUGUGCUUCACCUCGACACCUGCAGCUAGUGGGGCAGCAGGCGAAGGGGGAUUGUUGACGCUGCGGAGUCUAUCGCGCUUUGACCACAAGGCGCUCUCGACGCUGCUGAUGCGCGCGUGGUACCGCGCUGCCACGACCUGGCCGGGCGUGGACAUGUGGCGACGCAAGGCGAUCUUUCGCGCCGUCGUCGCCGGGCGUGGCGGUACCGUUGCCCCCGGGCGUGCUGGGAGAGGGAGGGGGAGGAACGCCAAGGCGCGCACACGACUUCGACCGUCUGGAUGGCCGCGGGAGUGGGAAGACGCCGACGUGUGGUCGAGCGACUCGGAGCGCGAGCAGGUCGAAGUGCCACUCGAGCUCGAAGAGGCGGUUCAGCAGCGCCGCGACACGAUCACGCAGCUAGCGGUGGAAAAGGCAUCGCGCCGAAAGAAGGAUGACGACAAGGUGGUUGUUCCCAACGGACUGUACGCUGCGCUGCUCGGACGGACCACAGCGGCUUCGGCUGCAGAAGAGACGGCGCGCGAUUCGUCGCCGUACCAUCAGGGCAGUGGACACGGCCAUGCGAGCAGGCUGGCGAGUCGAACGAGCGCCACUCGUGUUGCGUACGCCGAGCCGGGACUCAUGCUUGGCAACCAAGUUGAUCGUCAGCCCGGCGCACGGCGUGGCGCGGCACGCGGGGAUGGGUCUGGCGAUACUGCGAUGCGUCGCCAACGCAGUGGCUCGCUCACACGGUCGGCUUCCGGCGGCGAUGUGAGUGCAGCGAGGUCGCGCUCGCUCACCGUCUCCAGCCCCAGCGGCGCAGGUGCGACACGCGGCCGCAGCAACGACUCGUCGGCCCCAGGCAGCCGCAACGUCUCACCUCUACCGGGAAGAAGAUCGGGCGCCAGCACGCCACGCGAGAACGCGGCACUGUAUCCAAUGUCGCCUGCCAUCGCACCGGGCUUUGUCGACGUGCCUCCUCCUGCAUCGCUGCUGCUGCUGAAAAAGUACAAGGCGAGCCAAGCGUCCAAGCCCCAACCUUAG